Messenger RNA from Yamadazyma tenuis ATCC 10573, 594 nucleotides. It is a transcript of the gene LEA1, whose product is annotated as U2 snRNP complex subunit. The record is from RefSeq and is a predicted model, not a curated record. Gene Ontology annotation, biological process: mRNA splicing, via spliceosome. NCBI's taxonomy places the organism in Eukaryota, Fungi, Ascomycota, Pichiomycetes, Serinales, Debaryomycetaceae. Gene Ontology annotation, molecular function: U2 snRNA binding. Gene Ontology annotation, cellular component: U2 snRNP.
AUGAAACUCACCUCCAAUGUGCUAGAACAAGCACAUAUCGUCAUCAACCCCUGUAAACAGCUGACUCUCCAGCUCCGAGACCUCGGGCUCUCGGACAUCGACUGGCUUCCGCCCCACUACGCCGCAGUCGACCUCACCAACAACCUGCUCAUCGAUCUCCAGCUUUCGUCUCCCGCCAAAACUGUCAAUACCCUUAUUGUCAGUAAUAACCCGGAAAUGUACCACCUUGAGUGCACCAGCUUCCCAGCCCUUCACAGCCUUGCGGCCCUCAACUGCAACUUCUCGGUGCGAGAGGUUUCCCGGUGGAAGUUCCCCCAUUUACGACAUUUGGUGAUGCUCAACAACCCCAUCACCCAGGGUGAAAACUACCGAUACUUAAUGAUACAUCUCCUUCCGAGCCUUGAGACACUCGACCUCGAGAAGGUCCGGGCGCACGAACGCCAGGAAGCUGAGGCACUCUUUGCCACCACGUCUGUGGACGACAUAAUCGCCAGCAACUCCACCUCCCACCAGGUGCACUUGGCAGACACUAUUAGUGCUGCCUCCGACAUCCACGAAAUAGAACGGUUGGAGCGCAUGCUAGCCCAACCAUAA